Molecule: messenger RNA, 1749 nt
Organism: Syngnathus typhle (broad-nosed pipefish)
Lineage: Eukaryota; Metazoa; Chordata; Actinopteri; Syngnathiformes; Syngnathidae
Product: sodium- and chloride-dependent GABA transporter 2-like
Exons: 14
Coding region: 1-1749 (582 amino acids)
Biological process (GO): sodium ion transmembrane transport
Cellular component (GO): membrane
Source: RefSeq, a predicted model, not a curated record
AUGGAGCCAACAAAUAGUCCAGAAAUAAAUCCACUGAGAAGUGAUCACGAUCUAAAUGAUCCUUUGCUGAUCAAGAGAGGCCAGUGGGCCAACAAGAGAGAGUUUAUUCUGGCAGUGGUUGGAGAAAUCAUUGGUCUGGGGAACGUGUGGCGAUUUCCAUAUCUCUGCUUCAAAAAUGGAGGCGGUGUCUUCUUGGUGCCAUACUUGAUGUUCCUGGUGACCCUCGGAAUACCAAUCUUCUUCAUAGAGGUGUCUUUGGGACAGUUAACGGGUCAAGGCGGAAUCACAUGUUGGAGGAAGAUUUGUCCUUUACUUGAAGGUAUUGGCUAUGGUAGUCUAAUGGUCAUGCUGUUAACGGUAAUGUAUUACACCGUCAUCCUGGCAUGGGGUUUCCUCUACUUUUUUUCGUCCUUCAACUCGGAACUCCCCUGGGCUAGCUGCAACAAUAGCUGGAACACAGGUCAUUGUGUUGAUUAUCGUAACGCUCAUUCAAAAACCAACAUCUCUGCAAAUGCAACUUCUUCUGUUGAAGAAUUCUGGCAGAGGAGGGUCCUGAAUUUAUCUGGAGGGAUUGAGGAAAUGGGAAGUAUUCGCUGGGACCUGGCUGGAUGUCUUGUGCUCAGUUGGAUUCUGUGUUACUUCUGUGUCUGGAAAGGUGUUAAGUCUUCAGGAAAGGUCGUCUACUUCACGGCCACAUUUCCCUAUGUGAUGAUGAUUGCUUUGCUGGUCCGUGGUCUGACCUUGCCUGGGGCCAUGGAUGGAAUUCGAUUUUAUGUCUCUCCCGAUCCCGCACGUCUGUCUGAGCCGCAAGUAUGGAUGGAUGCAGCGAGCCAGAUAUUAUUCUCCUACGCUGUCUGCGUAGGUUGUUUGCCAUCUUUGGGAAGUUAUAACAAAUACAAUAACAACUGUUACAAAGACACGUUUGCACUCUGCCUCCUGAACAGUGCAACCAGCCUUGUCGCUGGCUUUGCAAUAUUCUCUGUGCUUGGCUUCAUGUCAUACGAGCUGGGGAUUGACAUCUCGGAAGUAGCUGAAUCAGGUCCGGGCUUGGCAUUCAUUGCUUAUCCUCGGGCAGUAGCCAUGAUGCCUUUACCACAACUCUGGGCUGCCUUCUUUUUCAUCAUGAUUAUCUUUCUGGGACUGGACAGUCAGUUUGUGUAUCUUGAAGGAUUGAUCACAUCUAUAUCGGAUUUGUACCCAUCCGUGUUUUUCACUGGACACCGACGUAAAAUACUGCUGCUGGUAGUUUGUGGUAUUUCCUUAUGUGUUGGCCUCUGUAUGGUCACUGAGGGAGGGCUGUAUAUUUUUCAGCUUUUUGACUAUUAUGCCUGCAGUGGCAUCCCGCUGUUCACCUUUGCCCUUUUAGAAUCACUUUGCAUAGGAUGGAUGUAUGGUGCUGAUAAUUAUUACGAUAGAAUCCAGGAUAUGAUUGGCUAUCGACCUUCCCUUUAUAUGAAAUACUCUUGGAAGUAUGUUACGCCUUUUUUGUCUACUGGUGUCUUACUUUUCUUCCUUGUCCAAUUCACCCCUCUGAAGUACAAUAACAACUACCAAUACCCCUGGUGGGGACACGCUCUGGGACUAUUACUUGCAUUCUCUUCAGUUAUAAUGGUUCCACUGUGGAUUCUCUACAGUGUGGCGAAAAUGCCAGGAUCAAUCACUCAGAGAAUAAUAGUGUUGACAACACCAACAGACAAGUCACUCCGUGUGUCAGUGGAGUCUAAAAAGUUUAGCUUUGUCAAGUCUUGA